Hyphopichia burtonii NRRL Y-1933 is the source of this 1701-nucleotide messenger RNA. It is a transcript of the gene INN1, whose product is annotated as Inn1p. The transcript has 2 exons. The record is from RefSeq and is a predicted model, not a curated record. Bases 1 to 1701 code for a protein of 566 amino acids. Lineage: Eukaryota; Fungi; Ascomycota; Pichiomycetes; Serinales; Debaryomycetaceae.
AUGUCUGAAGCAUUUGCUUAUGACGAAGAGACUUAUGCCCCAGAAGCUGCUGAUGGAGUCUUGGUUAUAUUAGUCUGUCGAGCUAAACAUUUACCAAAUCGAAGAAAACUUGAUAAACAAAGCCCAUAUGUUACUUUGAGGAUCGGUACUACAGCGAAAAAGACCCAUUCUCAUUUCAGGGCAGGACAGACUCCAGAAUGGUCUCACGAGAUUAGAUUUCAGUUAACUCGUGAAAGGAAACCCAUUAUGAAGAUAGACGUUCUUGAUGAGACAAAGCAUGAUCCGACCCCGAUUGGUGCAGCAGAAAUCGAUUGCUCUGCUGUGUUUAAUCCAGAAAAUAGGAAAGUUGAAAGUGAUCCUCUGGGGAAACAAACCGAGAAAUAUAUCUAUGAUAAAUGGUAUGAUUUAACGUUACACGAUAGAAGAGCUGGGAUUAUUUAUUUAGAAAUGACUUUUUAUCCACAGGCACCGGUGGUUCCACCAAAGGUAAGCUUGAAUCCUGAUGGAGAAUAUCAAUCUUACACUCCACAAUUAUCACCUCAAGCCUCUUUCUAUGCCCAACAACAACGCUCUCCGUUAAGAAACAGUAAUGGGAGUAGUAACUCCAUUAAAAACCUACCUCCUCCACCAAGACAUCCAUCCCAAUCACGAGGAAAAACCGCUGCUGAUGAUGUGUUUGUCACUAUGUUUAAAAACAAUGCUAACGGACAUGAACAUAUUAAAUUACCUGCCCCUGCGGCUCCUGAAAACAAUGGUGUUGACGCUAAACUGCAAGAGGAAGUAUUCGUGGAUAAUGGUUCACCAAAACUGAAAAGAUUUGGCAAACUUAAUAAAUUAAAAGAAAGAUUUCAAACCAGAGAACCGCUUACAAAUUUAUGGAGUGCAAAUAACUCUCCAUUAACCAGUCCGAAGAAGGGUCAAGUCAAAGAUGGUGAAUCUGCAGAACCAAGAUCCAGGUCCAUCUCUCCAUUAAGUGAAUAUGGUAGGGAUAAUCAUUAUGGACAACCCCAUAUUCAAGAUCAAGAUGAUUUCAGUCAAUUAGAACGUGAUGUUCAUGGUAGAUCUCCUUAUUAUGCUGACAGAAUUGAUAAUGAUGACCUUGAUUUUUCUCCACCAAUCCCACCUCCUCAUACUGUUAGCAUAACACCGCCACCACCGGUACCAUCUGAUCAUUAUAAGAAAAAGUCUCCUCUGCGUAAACCACCUCCAACAAUGUCGGAGCAACUACAUAAUCUUUCCCUUAGCGGAGGGCCUUUACCAUCUACUUCAAUCCCAUUUUCAGCAAAUGAUAUAGGAGGUGAUGACGAUGAUGACGAUGACUUUUUCGAUGAUGAUUUCAAUAAUACCUUACCUCCUCCACCCCCUCCACAGAAAAGACAAGAUAUUGAUCCAAAGUUCUAUGCUCCAGUGCCUACUGAAAAUUUCAAUAAAAUUAGUAGACUACAGAGUGGUAAAGUGAAACCUGAUGACGUUAGAGUUGAUUAUAGGACCAAGGAAACUGGAUAUUUGGGGGAAGGAAAAUGGAAUGAAAACAAGUUUUCUCCUUCAAUAUUUGAUAAAAUGCCAAUGAAUGACGAGAAUCAUGGGUUCGAAAAUAAACCCCAUGUACCUCCUAAGAUCCCACAAGGAUUAACUGAAAUGGAAUAUUAUGUGCUAGAGCAAGAAAAAUACUUGAAAGACAUAAACGGUAAUAGGAUGUGA